Diatraea saccharalis (sugarcane borer) is the source of this 2205-nucleotide messenger RNA. The record is from the annotation of a GenBank genome assembly. Lineage: Eukaryota; Metazoa; Arthropoda; Insecta; Lepidoptera; Crambidae.
AUGGUAGUAUUUAGUGGUGUUAAUGUAAGGCAUGGCACAGAUGGAGCGGCCGCGAGUGCGCGUGCCGGCGGCGGCGGCGCGCGGCCUGUGUGUGCACCGCCUACAGGCGCGUCACGGACUGCCAGCAGGACAGACCUGGAUAGGUCUGCCUAUGGGAAUCGAUGUUCUGAUACGGUUGAAAGAUACGUAGAAACAAAUUAUAAUGCACCCACGUACCUUGAGAAGAUCGAUGACGAGUUCCACCUCGAUCGGACACCGGCCGGUUCCUUUUUAUUAGCAGCGGUGCUAACGCUGGGGGCGAGAGAUCUACGGAGGGAACUGGACGCCAUAGUCAUCAACGCAGACAGUGACAUGAGUCGGGAUAGCGGCGAGCCCACCGCCGAGGUGUACGUGCUCUCUGUAGCGCCCAGAACCGCUGAGGGCGAGGCGGAGGCGGGCGGCGAGUUGGCCGCCUCCAGCGACGGCUCCAUCCGGCUGCAGCCACAUUUUCAGGUGGUGUGCGGCGGGGAAUUGAGAGCUUUACUACUGCGGGCGCCCGGCGUUCCUCGUGCCCCACCCACUAGAGUACACACACAGGUGGACUACAUACAUUGCCUGGUGCCUGAUCUGCAGCAGAUCACCGCUUGUUCCUUCUACUGGGGCAAGAUGGACCGAUACGAGGCGGAGAGGUUGCUCGACAACAAACCUGAAGGCACGUUCCUGCUGCGCGACUCGGCCCAGGAGGAGCACCUGUUCAGCGUGUCGUUCCGCAAGUACGGGCGGUCGCUGCACGCGCGCAUCGAGCACUACCGGCACCGGUUCAGCUUCGACUCGCACGACCCCGCCGUGUUCGCGGCCACCACGGUCACGGGACUCAUAGACCACUACAAGGAUCCGGCCUGUGUGAUGUUCUUCGAGCCGAUGCUGACAGCUCCGUUGCCGCGAGCGGCUCCAUUCAGUCUGCAACAACUGGCGCGAGCCGUCAUAGUGUCCCACACCACGUAUGACGGUGUGGAGCAGUUGCCGCUGCCGCCGCGCCUGCGCGCCUUCCUCAAGGAGUACCACUACCGGCAGCGCGUGAGGGUGCGCCGCCUGGAGCCGGACCUGUACGACCACCACUGCUAGCCCUGCCCGCUAGUGCUGAUACAGUGAUAUAGUGUUCAGUGAUAUAGUGAAACAGUGACAGUGACACUCAACACGGGCCCGGAACUAACAUUCAGAGAUAGUUACGUAAGUUUACCACUUUGUUUUAUAUCAGUUAUCCUUUAUAAUAGAAGAAUUGGGUUUAGUUGGAAUACCCUCAAUGAAUUAUAGUUAGCAAUUAAUUAAUAUUUAAUUCUGUUGUGAACUGAUAAAGAUGUAUACUGUGUCUCCGGAAGAGACUAUUUGUCUAUCAUAAAUAUGCUGACACAUAAAGUUCCAUAUUUUCUCUAGUAUAUACCUAGUACAUAAAAAAUUACACACAUAUUUGAAAAUGCCAAUACAAGAGUAUCUUCCUUGACUAACCCUUCUUCUAUUACAAAGAACAGACAGAGAGAAGUUUACUUACGAGUAAUAUAUAAUGUGAUCGCUGUAAAAAUGCUAUGUUAUAUUAUAGAUACAAGAAAUUAUGAUUGUAAACAAACAUGGAAAUAUUGUUUUUGUGUAAACUUUGUUUGGGAUAACUAGAAGUUAUCAGUCAAUAAUAAGCUAAUAAGAGAAAGGGGCAUUGAAAAGCCUGUGAACUCUUGUUUUUCAUGACAUUUACAUAAGCAUUUAUCAUUCCAAAUCAAUAUUAACUAAAUUGCUCCUGUUUAAUGAAUAUAAAACACUAAGUUUGCUGUAUCAACAAUUUUGUGAUAUAAAAGAACAUCACAUUCACAUAAGUCUUUUUGAUGAAGCAAAAAAUGUACCUGAAAAUAAUCUGAGGACAUUUUUUUUAUAUUUUUCAUAGAAUUCUACUACUUCUUUAUAAUAUAAAUCUUGUGGUUUUAUUUAAACAGUACUUUCAAUAAUUCAUCUAAAUUCCUAGCCAUAAAAUGAGCUAAAUUAUAAACACUUUUAUAAUUAUUUUCUAAGAAACCUGUAUUAUUAACAUAUGUGCGGAAAUAAAAUAAGAAAUAAGACAUUUUAGAAAUUCCAUAAUCAAUCUGUAUCAAUAUCUACAUAUGCAACCUCCUUAAUAGUGGUAAUUGAUUGUUUAUAUUGUCUAUGGCAAAAGUCACUUAACCUCUUGAGUGUUUCUCU